AUGGUCGCUCACGCUGCCGUGUCACGUUCUACCCUCUUCUUCCUCCUCCUCGUCAUCGCAAGCUCAACCCUCAUUCAAACACACGCGCAAAGAGCCCCCUCUCACCCGCGGCCCAUUCCAGGCGACUCUCCCCUUCCACCUCUCCCGCAAACGCAGCAGAAGAAUGCGAUCCCAAUCUCUCCUUCGGCCUCAACAAGCGCUGCUGGAGACUCGUCGCUCAGAUCUCACUCCCACUCAGGUGCUCAUCUAGGACCUGUAGAUCCUGAUGCUCGUAGCAACACGGGGACGACGUGGAAGGGGGACUCCUGGGAGGAAUUGCCCUCGAGGUGGAAGGAUUACCUGCCGAGGGCUGUGGGUGGGAGCAGCAAUGGAGAGGGAAGAUCAGUGAGACCCUCUAAUAGUGGCCUGAAGUAUGGGCAGGCUUCAUCGCCUGCUGGACCGGCCGGAUACAAUGCGCCGCCGUCUGUGUCCCCACCGUCUGCUAAAGGGACUGUCAAGGUCGCGUCCAAAGGACCGGCUCAGCAGACUCGUACCUCGAGACCAGCAGAGGUGUACGACGAGCCAGAUGAGAGCGAAGAUGAAGAGGACGAUGACGAAGAAGAUGACGAGGAUGAGGAGAUCUGGCGUGCGUACAGGGAAAAGAAGGAGGAAGAGGCUCUGCUGCGAAGACACCUCAAGAGUCGUGCUCGACAGGAAGCUCUCCGGGCGGGAAAGAGCGCACGUCGAGCUGCUAAGGCCGUCUUGCCCAAUAAUGGCGAUCAAAAGGGAAGCACUACCAGCUCAGACGAUUCGCAUCACUCUCUCAUGGAUGGAAUCAAAGCGCUCUGGUCCACCUUUGCAGCUUGCUUUGGCUUCAUCUGGUACUCCGUCAGGCUCUGCACGCGCUACACCUCCCUCUUCACCCGCUUCAUCUGGAGCGCUCUACGCUUCUCCCUCCGUCACGUAGGUCGAGCCUUUCUCCUCGUAUGGGCUACAGGCAAGUAUGCAGUGCGACAGGUCCUGAGACCGUUGCGCGUGGUGGGCGCACCGGUGGUGUACUUGUUCUUGGGAGUGAAGUGGACUUUUUGGGAUUGGCCGUCGUACUACGUCUUCAGGACGAUGAGGGAGGUGUACCCGCUCUACGUCUUCCUCGGCGCGGCCUUGGCACUAGGAACAGCCAUCGGCCUCUCCUCUUCCGUCGUCCUCUACCUCGGCUCCUUCCUCUUCAACACCCGCUCCCCUCUCGAGUCUCACCUCAGCUCAUGGCAAAAGUCCGAAAUAAGCGAGCUGGACAGACGCUUAGAGGUCGGUGUGCAAAAAGGCGCGGCGGCCAUCGAUUCAGCAUUGGGUGCAGGGGGAGCUAUUGGGGGGCAGGCAAAGAAGAGUCGUAGAGAUGGUCGUAGUCGGACGAGCAAGAGGAGUAGCGCCAGUCGUGCUGGUGCCGAGGAGAGCCUGAUCGACAAGGCCAUGCGGGAGCGAGCUCAAGGCGGCGCUACUGGUCCUUCCCCGCCUCGUCGGCACGGUACCCGCUCUCGAACAUCGACAGAAGAUGUACAAGAGCAGGAAGAGGAGCUUCCCGAUUUCCUCAAGGGGCUAGGAUCCUCCUGGAAACCCCUUCCUAGAGCACGCGAGACGACGGCGACAUCAGGUCUAGAAGGGGACACUAGUGGUCAUACAGGCCCAGGUACCAGUACUACUACUAGUGCCGACACGACGGGCGAGGAGGAGGAGGAGGAGGAGGUCGAUGAGAAUGGAGAGCCAGAAGACUACUUUUCCGUCCCACCAGCAACACAGAGGCGCUACCAAUCCCCCAGCUUAGCAAGAAGUGGCAGUGGUGGUGGUGGCAGUGGUGGCCUUUCGCCAUACACCCACCACCAGCAACAGCAGCAGGCACGCCCAGCUGCGACCUUUUCGGCGUACAGCUCUGCGCUCCCACCAGGGAACAGCUACCGACACGGCCAGGGCCAGGGCCAGGGCCACGGGUACGGAUACGGGACAGGUGUCUCACCCCUCUCACAUCCUGCUGCAAGUGGCAGUGGCAGUGGCAGUGGCAGUGGCAGUAUUUCCACCUCUUCCUCUGGUUCGACAAGCAGAAGACGCUCCCUACCCAGCCACAGCCACAAUGGCACUCACAACGGGAGUGGGAGUGGUAUCCCCUCUCCUCCUGCCUACUUCUCCAGCGGCCCUGGCACUGGCAGUGGUCUUAACAGUGCGAAUGGUCCUCCCCCCUUCCCUUCCCCACUAGGCCUUUAUGGUCAACCCAUCUCUAGCUUAGGAGGUGGUGGUGGUACCGGUACCGGUAUUGGUGUUGGUGUUGGGUCUAGUUUGCCCGUGGGAGCAACGGGCCGGCGCUCCAGGGGGGUGCACGCCAGGUAG
Messenger RNA from Microstroma glucosiphilum, 2355 nucleotides. RefSeq lists its product as hypothetical. Bases 1 to 2355 code for a protein of 784 amino acids. The record is from RefSeq and is a predicted model, not a curated record. NCBI's taxonomy places the organism in Eukaryota, Fungi, Basidiomycota, Exobasidiomycetes, Microstromatales, Microstromataceae. The transcript has 2 exons.